UUGUAUCCUGAUGCACACUUCCGGUCAUACGGUGGACCAAAUGGAGGUUAGUUCGUGGUGACACGGCUUCAUUUCAACAAAUCGAAUCAAAUUCUGAAAUUUUUCUGAAACUGUUAGAUAUUUGAAAAGAUAAUCAAAAUGAUAUUGAUUUUCGAAAUUAUAAGACAAUUUGAAAAGUGAGCGUUUUGAACGCAAGUGUCCUGUUGCACACUUCCGGUCAUACGGUGGACCAAAUGGAGGUUCGUACAUGGUGACUUGCGUUCAAUUCGACGCUAAAAUUGCUGUUAAUUUUAAUUAUCACACAUUUCAUUUACAGUGGGUUUUUGAUACAAAUGAGCCCUUGCUUCCGGUCAUACGGUGGACCAAUGGAAGUUGGCUAAAAGCAUUUGUAUCAAUACACCAUUAA
Molecule: messenger RNA, 406 nt
Organism: Caenorhabditis angaria
Lineage: Eukaryota; Metazoa; Nematoda; Chromadorea; Rhabditida; Rhabditidae
Source: the annotation of a GenBank genome assembly